Molecule: messenger RNA, 6742 nt
Organism: Candoia aspera
Lineage: Eukaryota; Metazoa; Chordata; Lepidosauria; Squamata; Candoiidae
Gene: STRN
Product: striatin
Exons: 19
Coding region: 161-2644 (827 amino acids)
Cellular component (GO): dendrite
Molecular function (GO): protein phosphatase 2A binding; calmodulin binding; protein-containing complex binding
Source: RefSeq, a predicted model, not a curated record
CGGAGGGGACGCGCCCAGUUUGUUACUGCUUCCACUGAGCGAGGUGGACGGGGGAGCGGGUCUGGUGGACCGCGGACGUCGGCAGCGACUGUAGCGGCCGUUCGGGCGAGGUGCGGAGGAGGAGCAGAAGGUCUCUCCCGCCGCGACGACGGCUCCGGCCAUGGACGAGCAAGCGGGGCCCGGCGUCUUCUUCAACAACAACAACAACAACGCGCUGUUGCUGCCGCCACCUCCGGGCGGGGCCGGGCCGGGGCUGGAAUCGGGAGAAGCGGCGGCUGCCGCGGCUGCCGCGGCGGCUGCCGCUGGCGGGGCUUCGGCAGGGCCGGCCCCGGCCUCUGCAGGGCGGGCUCAGUACAGCGUCCCCGGCAUCCUGCAUUUCCUGCAGCACGAGUGGGGCCGCUUCGAGGCCGAGAGAGCCGAGUGGGAGGCAGAGCGGGCGGAGCUGCAGGCCCAAAUUGCCUUCCUUCAAGGGGAAAGAAAAGGUCAAGAGAAUUUGAAGAAGGAUUUAGUGCGAAGAAUAAAAAUGUUAGAAUAUGCUCUUAAACAAGAAAGAGCUAAAUACCACAAGUUAAAAUAUGGUACAGAGCUGAAUCAGGGAGAUAUGAAGCCACCAAAUUAUGAUUCUGAUGAAGGAAAUGAAACUGAGGUUCAGUCACAACCUAACAGUCAGUUAAUAUGGAAACAAGGGCGACAGUUACUCAGACAAUACCUGCAAGAGGUGGGAUAUACUGACACAAUCCUGGAUGUGAAGUCAAAACGGGUACGAACGUUGCUGGGUCUCUCAGGUGAUGGUCCAGAGAGGGAAACUGACAAAAUCCAAGAAUCAAUUGUGAAUGGCACUGAUGUUGAGAUUAAACAAAAAGUGAUGAUUGGGAAACCAGAUUUGACAGAUUCUGCCUCUCUGCUAGAAACAUUUAAAUUCCUUGAAAAUGCUGCUGCAGAAUUUAGUGAUGAAGAUGAAGAUGAAGAUAUUGAUGGAAGAGAGCGAACAAUCACGGACACAUCAACGAUUGUGAGAAAAAGAGUGCUGCCUGACAACAAUGAAGACAGAGAUACUGAAGAAGCUCUGAAGGAGUUUGAUUUCCUAGCUACAUCUGAUGAAGGAGAUGGGGAAUCCAGAAGUUCAGGAGAUGGUACAGACUGGGAAAAGGAAGACAAGUGUCUCAUGCCUGAAGCCUGGAAUGUGGACCAGGGAGUAAUAACCAAACUGAAGGAACAAUACAAAAAGGAGCGCAAGGGGAAAAAGGGGGUGAAGAGAAAAACUACCGAAGAUAUGUUUCAGCCUCAGUCCUUUAUAAAACAGUCAAAACAGGGAUGUGGGAAAAUGAUGGAGCAAAAUACAGGACCCAACAGGUCAAAACUGCAAGAUAUGCUUGCUAAUUUGAGAGAUGUUGAUGAUCUCCCUGCAUUGCAGCCUUCGGUUAUACCUCCCACCCGACCCAGUACUUCACGGCUUAUUGAGCAAGAGAUCAAUCGAACAGACGAAGUAGAAGCUUUAACAUUCCCUCCUUCCUCUGGGAAAUCUUUCAUUAUGGGAGCAGAUGAGGCCCUUGAAAGUGAGCUUGGCCUUGGGGAAUUGGCAGGCCUUACAGUAGCCAAUGAAGCAGAUUCACUGACAUAUGAUAUAGCAAACAAUAAAGAUGCUCUGAGGAAGACUUGGAAUCCCAAGUUUACUUUAAGGAGCCAUUUUGAUGGAAUAAGGAGCCUGGCUUUCCAUCCAGUUGAACCAGUGUUAAUUACAGCUUCAGAAGACCAUACAUUAAAAAUGUGGAAUUUGCAAAAAACUUCUCCAGCAAAAAAGAGCACCUCACUUGAUGUUGAACCUAUAUAUACUUUCAGAGCACAUAACAGUCCAGUGCUUUGUGUAGUAAUGAGUAACAGUGGUGAGCAGUGUUACAGUGGAGGCACUGAUGGCCUCAUCCAGAGUUGGAAUACUACAAAUCCAAAUAUUGACCCUUAUGAUUCAUAUGAUCCUUCUAUCUUAAGAGGUGCAUUUGUGGGCCACUCAGAUGCAGUAUGGGGUUUGGUUUAUAGUGGAACACACCAGCGCUUGCUCUCCUGUUCAGCAGAUGGCACCAUACGUUUAUGGAAGGCUUUGGAGAUCUCUCCCGCUUUAAAUAUAUUUAAUGAUAAUCAAGAAAUGGGAAUUCCUUCGUCUGUGGAUCUAGUGAGCAGUGACCCAAGCCUCAUGGUAGCAUCAUUUAACAAUGGGUAUACAAGCAUUUUUAAUAUGGAAACAAGACAACGCAUUCUUACCUUGGAGUCCAGUAUAGAUACUACAGUUAACACUUCUUGCCAAAUAAACAAAAUAAUCAGCCAUCCAACUCUUCCAAUAAGUAUCACAGCCCAUGAGGACAGGCACAUCAAAUUCUAUGACAAUAACACAGGAAAAUUGAUCCACUCUAUGGUAGCCCACUUGGAUGCAGUCACAAGUUUAGCUGUCGAUCCAAAUGGCUUAUACUUGAUGUCUGGCAGUCAUGACUGUUCUAUACGGUUAUGGAACCUUGAAAGCAAAACCUGCAUUCAGGAAUUUACAGCUCAUCGCAAAAAGCAUGAUGAAUCCAUUCAUGAUGUGGCAUUCCAUCCCUCCAAAUGUUACAUUGCCAGUGCCGGAGCAGACGCACUUGCCAAAGUCUUUGUAUGAUACGACACUUCCCUUUCCUUCCAGCUGCCUUGUAUAUCUAUAUAUCUAUAUAUCUAUAUCUAUAAAAUCAGCUGUACAAAAGAUCAGAGCAAGAAUAUUCUGGUACCCUUUAAUUCAAUGAAUGUUAGCAAUUGCUUUGGAUUAUAUUAGCUUGGUGCUGAGAGCUGGGGAACUCCCCAUUUCAAGCGGUCUAUAGAAGAACCAUUUUAAUUCUGAAAGUAUCCUUUUUUGUCCAGGCUGGCCUUGGGCAAAAUGAGAUGCUGUCUCAAUAUAUGCAAUGCAGAAAUCAACGAAAAGGCUAAUAGCAUGCCUAGGUAUCAGUGGAUCAGCUUUCCCUAACCUGGUGCGCUGCAAAAGUGUUGGGCUGCAACUCCUAGAGCUUCCAGUCAGCACUUUUAAAGGACACUAAGUUGGAGAAGGUGUCAAAUUAAGUUAGACGGUUCCCCAAAUUGGAAGUUCAUGUAAUUCAGAACCUUGAGACAAUUAAUUCAUUGUCUCCUUUUCAAGCAUUGAUUGGUUAAAUGAGGUACAGAAUCAGCCUAUGUUUAAUCUCAGCCUGUAGGGCCUUAUCAGAUUGGAUUUAAAGCAUCAACUAUUUAAAAAUAUGAAGGCAAUAACCUAUUUUCUGAAAUAUGAAAUUAAAAGAAGAUAUGUAAAAAGCAUAUAAAUGUAAAUUAUAUUUAAACUGUUGGAAAUUAAUGUUAACAGGUGGCUGGAACCACAGUAUAGCCUUUAAUGUAACUUCAUCUAAGAUGAAGGGGCAUAUGUUUACAGUAAGGAUCUGACUAAUUUCAGAUGCUGAUGACUAUUCAUAGUAGAGCCAAGGAAUAUUACGUAUUUUUCCAACUAUACAAGAAAUGAGAUUUCCAAAUUUUCUCACUGGGGUGCUUAUUGGUUGGGAAAGCAUAUGCCGUUCUCCUGCUUUAUAAACUGCACUGCAUAAGGGCCUCAUAAGCUGCACAGGAACAGGACGUAUUUCCAUACUGUUUGGGGUAUGUGAGGUGAUUCAGUACUAUUUACCAUGGACAAAACCUGUACGAAAUAACAAUGGUUUCCUGCUUCCUUCUAAUGACUCCAUAAUGUUUGUCAUAACUGUGGGAAGGCUUAUGCCAGUGCAAGCUGGAAGUGUCCAAAGGCAGAUGGUAUUCUUUUAUACGUAAUAUUGUCCCCCCUUGCUUGCUGCCCCCAAUCAUCCUGGUUUUAUCUAACAGGCCUUGUAUUGGGAAUAUGUGACUGGAAUUGGUUUUUGAAAGUACUUGAAACUUAAAAGAUUGGCCAUCUUUGGCCACCACUGUUGUGGUACUUUUAAUGGUUAUUUUCUGUAGGUUUGUUACAACAAACCAAACCUGUUUAUAGCUGUUUCCUCUCCUGCAGAAACUGGUUAAAUAGGAAUAGCUGUUACACAUUCAUUAUUUUUGUGAUUUUGUGUCAAAGCAGAAAAUCCAACUGCACAAAACACAUUAAUCUAUGUGUGACUUCUGUGUAUUUCCCUUUACUAUCUCGAUAUCCUUAUUUUUAAAAAGGAAGAGACAUUAAGCUGUGUAUAUUUUGUGUAUGUGUGUAUAUAUAUAUAUAUAUAUAUGACAGAGAUUGUAAACAGUAUAUAUUAUAAGUAAGGGAAGAUUCUAUGGAUAAUUUUAAUGUUUUAGUAUUGAAAGUUCUCAAGAUUUAAUACAAAGGAUAAAAGAUAUAUAGUAUUGUGCUUUCUGCUUAAGCAACAUAAUACCAAAUUGCUGAUGUUUAAAUUGCUGUACAUAUCACUAAUAGGUCAGCAUGUUUGAUUAAAUUAUGAAUAUAACAAAAAGUUGCUGUCCAGAUAUGGAUAGAAGGACGUGCCAUCCAGCUUAGUGAAUGUUUGAUCCAAGUAAAAUGACUUUUAAAAUAGAUAAUAGCCAGAAGUUGAGGUGCCAUUGAACAAACAAAAUGUAGCCUUAUUAUGUGGGCUGUGUUGCCGAUUCUGUGUUUGUGUCUGUCAAAUUGCAGACUACAAUCUGCAUUGUACUAAAUACCAAUACAUUCUGUUGGAGUUGAAAAGGAUCCUUUUUAACUGAUAAACUGUUUCAUUUAUUUUCCAAUCUUGGACUGCAUUUCUGUUAUGCAUUCAUAGUCAUUUUUCAGUCGGACUGAUUAAUGUUCAAUGUGCAUCUUUUCUUUUACUGCUUUUCUUUAUACUACCCAAAUGAAACUCACCAAGUGAACUGCCUUCAUUUAACAUAUUGUAGUUAAAUCAUGUCUGGUUAUCUAAAAGUUUUGCCUCUGCAUUUGACCAGGGAGAAAAUGCUGAGCAUAUGCUUGUCAUCUGAAGCCGUAGCUACUGAUUCAUGAAGGGCACGUACAACUGCACAGGAGGAUGCUAGUGGACUAGUGCUGCCCUUACAUCCUCCGUAAUUUAUUUUAAGAACAUAUUCUUUCCCUCCCUGUUAUCUUCCCUUUUCAAAGAAGAGGAAAGAAUAUUUAAGCCUCCCUUUGUUGUUUCAAACAAAAAAAGAUAACUGUAUGCUACAAACCGUUUGUUAGCAAACUGAAAACAUACAACGAUAACCAUGUUUCAUAGUAAUAUAUAUGAUUUACAGGUGACCUUGUUGCCCAGUUCUCCAUAUUAAACCAAUUGUUUAAGAUGCCUGAAAAGUACAAAAAGUGCAACUUGGUUGUAGUUGGGUGGGUAUAUUUCAUUUCUUCUAGUAUAUUAUUUGGUAUUUCACUAACUCCCCUCCGGGACAAUAGGCAAAUUUGGAUUUUGCAUGUCCAGAACAAUUUUUGUGAGUUCAUAAACGGUUAUGUUUUUGUACAUGACUCUUCGUUAGGGCAUUAAUAGAAUGCCAAUAUCUUUUGUUCUUUUUGCCAUAAUUUAUUUCAGAGAAUGUAGAGAAAUUUCUUUUAAUCUUGCGGUUAAUAAGCAUUCUUUGGGUAUCUGGAUUUGAAGCCCCUGUUCUUACUUACAGACAGCUGAUAGUCUUGGAAGUACUAGAAGUGAUUUUCAUUCUUCACCAGAAAACUGUGGUUUGCUUCUUGUGUUUUAUAAUACUGAAAUUGAAAUCCUUUCCAAAAUAUAAAUGAAAUUAUGUCUCAAAAAAAAAGUAGUAAUCCUUCUGCAUUUAGCAUGAUAACUGUAAUCGUCAUGCUUCAGUAAAUACGUAUAUGGAUCUACAUAGUUCAUGUGACCACUGUAUUUAUCGUGGAUACAAAUCUUAAUAUUGGCUUAGAUCAAACAGAAAGAAGUUAGUGUAAUGAAGUAUAGGUGAUGUUGAUCAUGAACCUCUGAAACUACUCUUUGAUUUGAUAUAAAGUGGGGUUUUUUUCUUUAUAGAAAAGUAGCUUUUAUAGCCCACCAUUUUUUCCUGUAUAUGUUUACUUAGAAGUAGGUCCUCUAUGAUCAGUAGGACCUACUCCCAGGUAAGUAUACAUAGAAUUUGCAAUAUUUGUAUUGUACUGCAAAUAAUUUUAAUAAUGCUUUGUGAGUCAUCAGUUUGCCUAAAUUUUGAUAAAAAUAAAUCAUUUAGGUUUCAGUUUUCAUCACAUUAGGGAGAUUUUGCAUUAAUAAAGAAACAGUGGUGGUGAUGCUAGAUUUUAGGGAUAUUUAUAACAAAAGAUUCUUCACUGAAUAUUACUCAAUAUCUGUCAGUUGUAGUCCAGGAGUUAUUCAUAAUUAUUAUGAAUGUGCACUUUAAGAAUAGUUUUCAAUAGUUUGUCAUUUGGUUAAAACUGGAUAAAGUCGCAAAAGGAGGAAAAUGCCAGUUGAGAAAUAGUAUAGCAAUUUUAAAAAAUUCUUAAAAAUAAACUUUUAAAAAGCAAAUGGCACAAAACUUUGUGAAGCAUCUUGAGUAAAUCUGUAUACCAAGAAAAUUUUCUUAUAACCUUCUGUUAUUGCAGUUAAAUAUGAGGUAAAAGUGAUGUGGUAAUGAAGGCAGUAACUCUGGGUAGUUGCUAAAUGAAGUGUGAUUGUUUUGUACAGUACUUGCAUUCUGUUGAAUAAAAUCUAAUGGACCCUUCUAUAGUAGCACUAUACAGAGCAGCUUUACUAAAUAUUGCAGCAACAAAUAAAUGUCCUUUGUAAUAUAUAUUUAUGUAAAUUGGGUGCUAAUAAAUACUAUUUUUCAA